Messenger RNA from Gasterosteus aculeatus aculeatus (three-spined stickleback), 2498 nucleotides. It is a transcript of the gene aldh8a1, whose product is annotated as aldehyde dehydrogenase 8 family, member A1. The record is from RefSeq and is a predicted model, not a curated record. Gene Ontology annotation, biological process: retinoic acid metabolic process. NCBI's taxonomy places the organism in Eukaryota, Metazoa, Chordata, Actinopteri, Perciformes, Gasterosteidae. Gene Ontology annotation, molecular function: retinal dehydrogenase (NAD+) activity.
UCUGCCUGUCAGCAAAGGAUGAUGGUACAUAAAUUACAUGUCAUUCAGCUGAUACUUUUAUCCAAAGCGACUUAAAAUAAGUGCAUUUCAACCAUAAGGAUACAAACUAAAAAGGAUAGAAACAAGAAGAUGCAAUUGAUAAAUAGAAAUAAUAGCAACCAAAUACAACUGCACACAACGCCCGAUGGUGUUUUUGCAUUCGUUAGUUUCUAUUAUGAAAUAUUCAAUUAUUUUAUCAACAAAAGUGUGAUUUUGUCAGAUUAUUGGAACAUGUCAUUGUCUCUGUUAACGGAGUAAUGAUACUAAAUACCUCCGCGCAAACCUUUCUGAAUAAGAACUUCCUAAAGGGGACAUUAACAUGAGCUACCAGCAUUUUGACUUGUGCUCGCAGGAAUAAUAAACUGUUUUAGGCACAUGUGCAACUUGUUAACCUUUUUCUCUGCAAAGAAAAAAUCAAUCUGGUGUCAAAGUCCAUGCUUCACUUUUAUGACAAACUUUAUGCCAAAGUCCAAGUUUGUACUUGCACUUUAUUGCGCUCAAUGGGGGGGGGAAAAAGACUUCCAGGUAAUCUGCAUUAUUAAGUGAUAGAUUUUAUUUAAUCAGCACGAGAGCCUUUGAUUCCUAACCAGCGCCCGGGACAAUAAUUAGCCCGACCACGGUGCAUUUUAUUGUGAAAUGUGACAGAAGAGGCCCGCUUUAAAAGUGGGAGGAUCGAUCGAUUAAAAAACCCGGAGGUAACUUCUGUUCACCGUUCAUCUGGUUGGAGACGCAUCCAUCCCCCCUCGAUCCCCCCCCACCAGACCCGCAGCCAUGCAGAACCCCGCGGAGAGGAGCUCGUUCCUGGUGCUGGAGAACUUCAUCGGAGGGAAGUUCGUGGCCUGCGGGAGUCACAUCGAGUCGUACGACCCGUCCAUCGGGGAGGUGUACUGCAGGGUGCCGGACAGCGGGGAGCAGGAGGUUGAGGCGGCGGUGGCGGCCGCUAAGGAGGCCUUCCCCGGGUGGUCCGCGCGCAGCCCCGAGCAGCGCGCGCAGGUCCUCCGCAAGCUGGCCGACCUGAUGGAGGCCAACCUGGAGGAGUUGGCCCAGGCCGAGUCCAGAGACCAAGGUAAAACGGUAGCGUUGGCACGAACUCUCGACAUUCCCCGGUCAGUACACAACUUCCGCUUUUUCGCGUCGUCUGCGCUCCACCACACCACUGACUGCAGCCAGAUGGACCAUGUGGGCUGCCUGAGCUACACCGUCCGCUCCCCUGUGGGAGUAGCUGGUCUGAUCAGCCCGUGGAAUCUCCCUCUGUACCUCCUGACCUGGAAGAUUGCACCUGCAAUCGCCGCGGGCAACACAGUGGUGGCGAAACCCAGCGAGAUGACCUCCGUGACCGCGUGGAUGAUGUGCAAGUUGAUGCAGCAGGCCGGUGUUCCUCCAGGAGUCGUCAACAUCGUAUUUGGCACUGGGCCGAGAGCCGGCGACGCCCUCGUUGGCCACCCCGAAGUCCCAUUGAUCUCUUUUACUGGUUCCACGGCAACCGCCCAGCGCAUCACAGAGCGGAGCGCCCCGUACUGCAAGAAGCUCUCACUGGAGCUGGGCGGUAAAAACCCUGCCAUUGUUUUUGCUGAUGCAAACCUGGACCAGUGCAUCGAGACCACAGUUCGCUCCAGCUUUAGCAAUCAGGGAGAGAUCUGCCUGUGCACCAGCAGGAUUUAUGUGGAGAAGAGCAUUUACUCAGAGUUCCUGGAGAAGUUUGUGGCCGCGGCCAAGAAGUGGACGACGGGUGCGCCGUCUGACCCCAGCAGCAGCAACGGCGCUCUCAUCAGCAAAGAGCACCUCGAGAAGGUUCGACAAUUCGUAGCACUCGCCAAAUCCGAAGGCGGCACCGUCCACUGUGGCGAGGGGGUCGACCGCCUUGACCUCCCCGAGCGCCACGCCAACGGGUACUUUAUGCCGGCCACCGUCGUUUCAGGCCUGUCCGAAGGCUCCCGCGUCAUGCAGGAGGAGAUCUUCGGCCCGGUCACCUGCGUCGGCUCCUUCGACACAGAGGACGAGGCCGUUUCCAAGGGCAACGGCGUGCGUUACGGCCUGUCGGCCACCGUGUGGUCCCGGGACGUGGGGAAGGUUCACCGGGUGGCCAGGCGGCUGCAAGCGGGCCUGGUGUGGACCAACUGCUGGUUGGUGAGAGAUCUGAACCUGCCCUUUGGCGGGAUGAAGAGCUCCGGCGUGGGGAGGGAGGGCGGGAAGGAUUCCUACCACUUCUUCACGGAGGUGAAAACCAUCACGAUCAAACAAUGAGGAGCAGAAAUUUUUAGAUAAUAAUUUAUCUCUUUUGUCAACUAUUAGAAAUCUGUGACAAAUUUCUCUUCCCAUUCUGUCGGAUAUCCGGAGUCUAUAAAUAAGUCUCUUAAAUAUAAAACAAAAGUCAUCGUGGAAAAAUGCAGUUGGAUAAAUAAAUGUAAGGUUGUUCUAUAAACAUUGUGAAUAAAUGCCACUUGUGGUAGUUCAAUUGG